AUGGGCCCCUGUACCGCCUCCUCAUGCUGCUGCCAGGCCCGUAAUCUGCCAUGGGCCCCCGUACCGACUCCUCAUGCUGCUGCCAGGCCCGUAAUCUGUCAUGGGCCCCUGUACCGCCUCCUCAUGCUGCUGCCAGGUCCAGAGUGUGUCAUGGGUCCCUGUACGGCCUCCCAUUGCUGCUGUCUCCAUCGCCACACUCUGCCAUGUGCCACUUUCAGGUCUCCUCACACUGCUGGUGGGUUCCAUUUUGUCAUAGGGUGCUGGCAGAUUACGGGCCUCCCAUUGCUGCUGCCAGGCCCGUAAUCUGCCAUGGGCCCCCGUACCGACUCCUCAUGCUGCUGCCAGGCCCGUAAUCUGUCAUGGGCCCCUGUACCGCCUCCUCAUGCUGCUGCCAG
Molecule: messenger RNA, 395 nt
Organism: Staurois parvus
Lineage: Eukaryota; Metazoa; Chordata; Amphibia; Anura; Ranidae
Source: the annotation of a GenBank genome assembly